Messenger RNA from Malaclemys terrapin pileata, 5457 nucleotides. RefSeq names its product zinc finger protein 501-like. NCBI's taxonomy places the organism in Eukaryota, Metazoa, Chordata, Testudines, Emydidae. Gene Ontology annotation, molecular function: RNA polymerase II cis-regulatory region sequence-specific DNA binding; DNA-binding transcription factor activity, RNA polymerase II-specific. Bases 1132 to 2394 code for a protein of 420 amino acids. The record is from RefSeq and is a predicted model, not a curated record. The transcript has 7 exons. Gene Ontology annotation, biological process: regulation of transcription by RNA polymerase II.
GUGACCGUGAAUGAUAUCACUCUCCUGAGGAUAACAAAGAGCGAUAAGGAAUGGAUGUUGUCUGCAUGCCAGCAAACACCGGGACCAUACGCUGCCAUGCUUUGUUAUGCAAUGAUUCCAGACUACGUGCUACUGGCCUGGCGUGGUAAAGUGUCUUACCAUGGCAGACGGGAUAAGGCAGCCCUCCCCAGAAACCUUUUGCAAAGGCUUUGGGAGUACAUGAAGGAGAGUUUUCUGGAGAUGUCCCUGGAGGAUUUACGCUCCAUCCCCAUACACGUUAAAAGACUUUUCCAGUAGCUGUACUGGCCGCGAUUGCCAGGGCAAAUUAAUCAUUAAUCAUUAAACACGCUUGCUUUUAAACCAUGUGUAAUAUUUACAAAGGUACACUCACCAGAGGUCCCCUGUGUGCCCUCAGGGUCUGGGAGCAUGCCUUAGGUGAGUUUGGGGGUUACUGGCUCCAGGUCCAGGGUGAUAAACAUAUCCUUGCUGUUGGGGAAACCGGUUUCUCCGCUUCCUUGCUGCGAGUUCAGCUAGCACUGAUUCAUCUCACCAUAUGGCGAUCAGAUCCCGUACCUCCUGUUCGGUCCAUGAUGGAGCUCUUUUGCGAUCCUGGGACUCCAUCAAGGUUACCUGUGCUGAUGAGCUCUGCGUGGUCACCUAUGCUCUCCACGCUGGGCAAACAGAAAAUGAAAUUCAAAUGUUUAUGGGGCUUUUCCUGUCUACCUGGUCAGUGCAUCUGAGUUGAGAGUGCUGUCCAGAGCGGUCACAAUGAAGCACUGUGGGAUAGCUCCCAGAGGCCAAUAACAUCAAAUUUCGUCCACACUACCCCAAUUCCGACCCGCAAAGGCCGAUUUUAUCGCUAAUCCCCUCGUCGGAGGUGGAGUAAACAAACCGGUUUAAAGGGCGCUUUAAGUCGAAAGAAAGGACUUUGUCGUGUGAACGUGUCCAGGCUUAAUUCGAUUUAACGCUGCUAAAGUCGACCUAAACUCGUAGUGUAGACCAGGCCUAACACAGAAUCAUAGAACUGGAAGGAACCUCGAGAGGUCAUCUAGUCCAGUCCCCUGUAUUCAAGGCUACAAAAUAACGUCCACGUUUUGCUCCAGAUCAUCCCAUCCUCCCAGGGGGAAGGAAAUGGCUGCAAUGGAGCUGGCUCAGGGGCCGGUGACUUUCGAGGAGGUGGCUGUGUAUUUCACCAGGGAAGAGGGGGCUCUGCUCGACCGCACUCAGAGAGCCCUCUACAGGGAUGUCAUGCAGGAGAACUAUGAGACGGUGGUCUUUCUGGGGUUUCCAGUUUCCAAACCUGAUGUGAUCUUGCAGCUGGAACGAGGGGAAGAGCCAUGGGUUCCAGACCUCUACGGCUCUGAGAAAAAAGUGCUCCCUAGAGCUGCCUUCACAGGUGUUGGGAUGGUGAAUGAGAAUGAGGAGAAUCCCCAGCAGGACGAUGCUGAGCAAGUAGAACCACAUGGAACAUUAUCAGGAAGAUCCAACGUGAAUGUUUCCAGGAGUUGUGCACUCCCAGAAAAAGCAAAAGCCUGUGAGACUCAGCAGAGGCCAGAGGAAAACCUAAGUAGCCUCUCAGACCUUAUUACACACGAGAGAAUCAACUUGGAAGAUACACGCUACAUAUGCCAUGAGUGUGGGGAAAGCUUCAAUGGGAGCUCAGAGCUUUUCACACAUCAGGGAAUCCACAGAGGAGAGAGACCCUACAUGUGCUCUGAGUGUGGAAAAUGCUUCAAUCGGAGCUCACACCUUAUCUCACAUCAGACAAUCCAUACGGGUGAGAAACCUUAUGGAUGCUCUGAGUGCGGGAAACGCUUCAGUCGGAGCUCAUACCUUAACACACAUAGGAGAAUCCACACGGGUGAGAAACCUUACGGAUGCUGUGAGUGUGGGAAAGGCUUCAGUUGGAGCUAUGCCCUUAUCGCGCAUCAGAGAAUCCACACAGGAGAGACGCCCUACACAUGCUCUGAGUGUGGGAAAAGCUUUAAUCGGCACUCACAGCUUAUCACACAUCGUAGAAUCCACACAGGAGAGAAACCCUACACGUGCUCUGAGUGCGGGAAAUGCUUCAGUCGGACGUCAGCCCUUAUCACACAUCGGAGAAUCCACACAGGAGAGAUGCCCUACACAUGCUCUGAAUGUGGGAAAAGCUUCAAUCAUAGCUCAAACCUUAUCUCACAUCGUAGAAGCCACACGGGAGAGAUGCCCUACACAUGCUCUGAGUGCGGGAAAAGCUUCAAACAGAGCUCUAGCCUGAGCAGACAUCGUAGAAUCCACAGUGGAGAGAGAGCCUACACAUGCUCUGCAUGUGGGAAAAGCUUCAAUCAGAGGUCAUUCCCUAUUAGACAUCAGAAAAUCAAAAUGGGAGAGAACUGUGAGAAAUGCCUUGAUUAGGGCUGGCCAAAGAUUUCUUUAAAAAAAAAAAAAUCACAUUUGCUAAUUCCAAUAUAGUGAUCUUUGCACCAUCUUCACCAGAGUCUCUCAGCUUCCCCAGAUGAGUUCCCUGCUUCUGCAGCUCACCCUGCUUUAGGGUCAGUCCUGUGAUCUUUUCUAUCAAUUCCUUUCCUUUUGAGUCGUAGGUGUGUGUAAAAAGAACAGGAGUACUUGUGGCACCUUAGAGACUAACAGAUUUAUUAGAGUAUAAGCUUUUGUGGACUACAGCCCACUUCUUCGGAUGCAUAUAGAGUGUCCCUCCAGCCAGGAAUGUUCAUCAGCUCCAGGUGGGGGAGAGAGAUUUGAUCCCAACAAGCUACACUGAGGCAAAAACUACCUGGGCCUUACAUCCACUAGGACUGUACAUGACGUUGGCUGCUCAAGUUAGUGAUCUUGGUGUAAAAAGACAAUUAUAGUUGUAGUGCAGAUGCAGCCCGGUUGCAGUGGUUGGCAUUAGCUUUCCCCUUGACCUAACCUAAACUCCAUCACUUUUCCUAGUCUAAACAAACCCUCAGCAUCACAGUUAUACUGUUCCCCCAUUUCAAAGCAAUUGUUAGUCAUUAAGUUUCCCCUUCGGGAACAAAUUAUUUCAUUCUCAGUUGCUUUGAUGUUGCUUCAAGUUUUGCUGGAGAGCAGAUAUUUUUAUUACCAUUUUCCUCACUUAAAAUGUAUUGAACUAUAACAAAGAGCAGGAACAUGGCAGGGAUAGGGAAAAAUGUCAUUUCACCCUCUGUAACAACAGAAGAAGUUAGGGUAAGUCAGAGAGAUUCCCUUAUUCCCCAUCACCAUCUCAACCCCCCUGUUGUUCAGUUGGUUAGGUCAAUAUUUUUCCUAAAGGGUUGGGAAGAGGAUUUCUUAGUAAAUGACAUGUAAGUAGGCAAAAUACCCAUACAUUUGGCUCCCAAAGCAGUUGUGGCCCAGGCCCUGCAUGAGGUCUCUCCUUAAGAUAUCUCCUUCCUAAUCAGGUGCAUGUUGCCUAUUAUUUGGGAAAUGCAAUCCCUUUCUAGGUAGAGAUGAGAAAAAUGGAAGUGAUGUUUCUGUUGAGAUCACCCCUGGGAGAUGCUGCAAAUGUGUAGAAAAUGGAAUCUGUGUUGAAUGUGAUAUAGCUGCAGAAAGAUACCUGUUUUUAAUAGAUGCCUGACAUUUGUUGUCUUAUAGGGAUUCUAAACUGCACCUGAAUUUAGUCCCUAAUUUAAAUCUGUGCCACCAGAUUAAAGAAAUAAAAGGGCAUAUUUGGGGGCGUUAUACCUCACUAUCGCUACUGAUACGUUGUGUGGUUGGUGAAGAAUUCUACGCCAGAGACUUGGUGUAAUUUUAUACUUAAGGACAAAGAUUUGAUAGGGACUCGGGUAGAAAUUGCAGGUACUAGUGGUUGAUUUUCACCCCAGAUAUGGAAGCUAUGGUGAUCUGUGGCCCAGGUAAACUAUUUUUAGAACGCUGCUCCCUAGUUAAGUGGCAUUGAUCAGACUCCUAAAAGAUGCCAUUAUUAAAUUGGGAACAACUGUCUUUUACCAUUUGGAUCCAAAGUUAGAUGAAGCACAGAGAAAAACAGCUGAUUCCUUCAGAGCCAUUCCAUGCCUACAUCCUUCCCCUCUCUCCAGGAAAGCAAUGGCAGACAACUGUUUCACGCCUUUUUCCUGGGUGAACAGUGCAGACGCCAUACCACAGCAAGCAUGGAGCCCGCUCAGCUCAAGACAGCAGUCAUGAACAUUGUAAACACCUUGCACAUUAUCGUGCAGUUUAUGCUGAACCAGAACCUGCAAAACCAGGAGUAGGCUACGGCAGCGUGGUGGCAAGAGUGAUGAGGACAUGGACAUAGAAUUCUAUCAAACCCGUGGGCCCCGGCGCUUUGGCGAUCAUGCUGUUAAUGGGGCAGGUUAUAGCCGUGUAACGCUGAUUCUGGGCCCGGGAAACAAGCACAGAUUGGUGGGACUGCAUAGUGUUGCAGGUAUGGGACGAUUCCCAGUGGCUGCGAAACUUUUGCAUGCGUAAGGGCAUUUUCAUGGAACUUUGUGACUUGCUUUCCCCUGCCCUGAAGCGCCAGAAUACCAAGAUGAGAGCAGCCCUCACAGUUGAGAAGCGAGUGGCGAUAGCCCUGUGGAAGCUUGGAGUGGGCCAAUCUACUGUGGGGGCUGUUGUGAUGCAAGUAGCCAAAGCAAUCACUGAGCUGCUGCUACAAAAGAUAGUGACUCUGGGAAAUGUGCAGGUCAUAGUGGAUGGCUUUGCUGCAAUGGGAUUCCCUAACUGUGGUGGGACGAUAGAUGGAACCCAUAUCCCUAUCUUGGCACCAGAGCACCAGCGUACCCAGUACAUAAACCGCAAAGGUACUUUUCAGUGGUGCUGCAAGCACUGGUGGAUCACAAGGGACGUUUCUCCAACAUCAACAUGGGCUGGCCGGGAAGGGUUCAUGACGCUCGCGUCUUCAGGAACACUACUCUGUUUAAACAGCUGCAGCAAGGGACUUACUUCCCAGACCAGAAAAUAAUUGUUGGGGAUGUUGAAAUGCCUAUAGUCAUCCUUGGGGACCCAGCCUACCCCUUAAUGCCAUGGCUCAUGAAGGCAAGCCUGGACAGGAGUCAGGAGCUGUUCAACUACAGGCUGAGCAAGUGCCGAAUGGUGGUGGAAUGUGCAUUUGGACAUUUAAAAGGUUGCUGGUGCACGUUACUGACUCAGACUUCAGCCAAACCAAUAUCCCCAUUGUUAUUGCUGCUUGCUGUGUGCUCCACAAUCUCUGUGAGAGUAAGGGGGAGACCUUUAUGGAGUGGUGGGAGGCUGAGGCAAAUCGCCUGACUGCUGAUUAUGGGCAGCCAGACACCAGGGCGAUUAGAAGAUCACACCAGGAAGCGCUGUGCAUCAGAGAAGCUUUGAAAACCAGUUUCAUGACUGGCCAGGCUACGGUGUGAAAGUUCUGUUUGUUGAAAACCAGCUCCCUUGAUUGACUCAUUCCCUGUAAGCAACCCACCCUCCCCCCUUCGAUCACUGCUUGCUUUCAAAGGAAAUAAAGUCACUAUCAUUUAAAAAUCA